GAAUAUGUCACAUUGGCAAAUAUGGCGGCGUCCACGGUUGCGGCAGAGGCUAUUGCCUCCGACUCGAAAAGUUCUACUUCAGCUGGUCCUAGCGUGGAAAACACACCGAUUCAGUACAGUGUGAUUCUAGAUCAUCUUAUUGGGGACAAGAGGACGGUGAAAGACAUGAACCCCGGCAUCAUGGGGGGACUCCCGGUGCCUCCCAAAAGCGAGGAGCAGAAGAGGAUAGAGAGAGCGAUGGAAAGCUGCGCUUUCAAAUCUCUUUUGGCCUGCGUAGGAGGGUUUGUCCUCGGUGGAGCGUUUGGUGUUUUCACCGCAGGCAUCGACACCAAUGUGGGUUUCGACCCCAAAGACCCGCUGAGAACGCCGACAGCACGGGAGGUCCUCAAAGACAUGGGGCAGAGGGGCAUGUCCUACGCUAAGAAUUUUGCCAUCGUGGGUGCCAUGUUCUCCUGUACGGAGUGCAUCAUAGAAUCGCACAGAGGAAAAUCAGACUGGAAGAAUGCGGUGUACAGCGGCUGUAUAACGGGUGGAGCAAUUGGGUUCCGUGCUGGUCUUAAGGCUGGCGUCCUAGGAUGUGGAGGCUUUGCUGCUUUUUCUGCAGCCAUUGAGUACUACCUGCGGUGAACCCCUGAAGCGACACCACGGACAAGAGUUUGUAUGUAUUACUGAUAUCAUCCCACAGUCCAACAGGAAAUACAGUACAAUGUUACGUCAGGUGCUUUUAUUUUCAAAAUGUGGACAAUGUGGACGCGGGGGUAUGCUGGAGCCUACCCCGGGUGACUUUGGGCAAGAGGCGGGGUACACCCUGGACUGGUGGCCAGCCAAUCCCGGGGCACAUAUAGACAAACAACCAUUCCCACCCACAUUCAUACCUAUGGACAAUUUGGAGUGGCCAAUGAAGCUAACAUGUUUUUUUAUUAUUUUUUUGGGGGGGGGGGGUAGCAUAUGAAAAAAGGCCUCUAAUCUUGUUGGCACAAACGGUAAGAAAGCAGUAAGUUUAGUCACCGGUAGGUGGCAGCAAAGCACCGACUACCUGGUAAAGGAGCGGUUGUAUGCAAAGCUUUAAAUACCAAAUACAAAUUAAAUACCGAAUUGCCAAUAUCGAUGUGUUUUAAUUGAAAUUAUUUAUUAACCAUAUGAUUUUCAUCAACCUGAAAUAGGUUUAAGACCCAUACAGAGACGGUUCAAUAAAAAACACGCAGUCAUAAGUUGAUAUUGUGGUAGACAAUUUAUUUGAAUGUAUUAUCUGCUAUUUGUGUGUUACUGUAUUUGCUAACAAAAUGAUUGAACACUAAGUGAGAGUAGCGUUUCUAUGCAGCAUGGUUUAUAUUUUUAUCAAUCUCUUCCCACCGCAUGAGUCUCUUUGGGUCUGUCAAUGCGGUAGAUGAACUCUGCUGGCAUGAAGUAGCCCAGGUACUCCACGCUGUCAGGUGUGGUGUCUAUGUAGUAGUGGCCACCCUCUCCAUGGUGGCUGAAGAAGUGAGUGUGCUCCACACGCAGGUCCAGUCCCUUCAUAUCAAACACACACAAAUCUAAGACUCGGCAUGGAUAAAGUUAGAAGGAGCCGCCAUGUUCGCGUUUACUCACAGGGUCUUUGGAUACAAGCACAGACUGGCAGAUGAGUGGGGCGUUCACCUCAAAGUGUUUCAGCCAGUUGUUGACGUCUUCGUCGGUGUCCAGCGGACAGACGGAGAACUCUCUCGGCUGACAACAUGCCAUGAUUACGUACGACAGCCAUACAUCUACAGUUGGGACUUAUUGAGUCACAUGGUGGCCAGGAAGUACAAAACACAUACGCUCUGCAUCGUUCCAUUUGUGUGUUUUGUACUUCUCGUCCACCAUAGAGUCAUGCUCCCGACAUCCAAUGCUCACCAUGAUGUGGAUUUUUGCUUUUCCCUUCUGCAUGAUAAAGCUGCCCCCCAUUGCAAGGCUUUUAUCGGGGUACUCCGCUUCCAGAGUCUUUCUCAAGGCCGUCACAAUACUGUCCUGUCCUGUUCUCUUCUUGGCACGGACCUCAAUAACCUGCCAUGUAGGAGAGGAAUGGGGAGGCAGACAUGUCUCAUAUAGGAAAUGGACAAAAAGUGCACUGGUGGUUUGAAAUCAGUCUCAUUACCUUUCCCGGCCUUCCCUCACACGCGUACAGAUUCCCCAGCAUCCCAAAGUUACAGUCGGAGAAUUUCUGGCUGUAUUUUUCUUGCAGACACUGGCCAUCCGCUGGGUUGAUGGAGGCGAGGUAGCUGCUGUUCACCGCCGGCCUUCCCUCGGCUUCAGUUCGAACCAGAGGAAUCAGCUGUGGAAAUAUUCCUUACGUCAGCACCUGCUGGAUUUAACACCUACAGUACGCCAUUGCCACCUCGCCCUGCGACUUUCCCGGCUUCGGUUUAUCAUGGACUGUAUUUUAUGAACAGAAAAAUCAACAACAGGACAUGAAAUUAUCUUAAGCUAAAAGGUAGCAUACAUCUGAAAAUCUAUUGUAUUGGCUAGCAUGCAACAAUUAUUUUCAUUGGUCUAUGAUUCAUUUCUGACAAGUCUGCCGAGCAACAAAUAUGUCAUGUGACCAAAAAAGCGAUAUAAUCGUUGAUCAUAUGCAUCUUUUGUUGUUGUUUUUCUGCUCUAUAGCAUUGCUGUUGAACAAGGACGCACGUUGAUCAGUAAGAGCAAGUAUUGCAGUUCAAUUGCCGGAGGACACAACACUUUUUCACAUUAAAACGCCACUCUAGAUUGCCCGCCUUUUACGUUUACUGCUGGGAUAGGCUCCGGUUUCCAUGGAAACAGGAUUAAAAUACCUGUCCACAUUUGCAUUUGAAAAGUAGGCAAACACACAAAACAUGUUUUGUACACACGCCCAGCGACUGCCAAGCAAACUCAGUGUGGUUUGCAAAUACAAUACAUUAUUCACAGAUGAAUUUAAUGGUUUUGCAAAUAUUAAAUGUACAUAUCCUGCUUCAGGAACAAAUACAGCAUGAACUUCAUUUAUACAAAAACUAUUGUACAACUAUGAAAAACCAUGCACAAAUGCAAACUGUUUAACAGGACAAGUGAAAACACGACUUCAGUUGGUCACAAUAAAUACAUCUCGAUACUAAACUUCCAUUUGCAGCCUUAAAAAGGAGGAGAGUGCAUGAAUUUGUGAAUGAUGUUUUGUAUUUGCACACCACUCUGAAUUUGUUCGUGAAUGGAGUAUAAAACAUGUCGGGCGUGUUUGUGAGGUUUUGGCAUGAAACCCGAACCUGGAAAAAAAAUGUUGCUGCGGUUUUAACUUACCAAAUCAAUCAAAAUGCCCCCAGAGCUGAAUGAUUGAAGAUGCAGGUUGUAUAACCAUUUGACGGGUGUUGUUUAACGUGCAUAUACCUCUGCGUUCAUCCCCACAACCCGAGAGGAAACAGCUCCUGCACCGAGCAUGAACGCUCCUGGAAGCUCCAGCUCCUUCGCUAUGGCAUUCAUGUCAUAUUCCUUGGAAGAGGAUAAGACAGAACGUCAUGGUAAUACGAAGGAGGAGCAUCGGGUGCGGUAUACUGCGUUGCAAAAAAAUACCUUGUGUUUUUGAACCACAGGUACCAGGUAAGGUACUCCUCCCACAUCUGUGACUCGAGGACUUCCACACAAACCUAAAGAACACAUGUGGAGGAAUGCCUCUUUUGGUUUUCUAAUUGCUCUCUUAUACAUUUGCACACUGCAAUUGACAGGAAGUGGGACAGCACAUUCAUGAUGGCCGACAGGGGCACCGUGCAGCACCCUUUGGAAGCCUGGCUUAUCUCCGUUUCGGUCUGUGAACUUGUAG
Messenger RNA from Doryrhamphus excisus (bluestripe pipefish), 3784 nucleotides. It is a transcript of the gene timm22, whose product is annotated as translocase of inner mitochondrial membrane 22 homolog (yeast). Gene Ontology annotation, biological process: protein insertion into mitochondrial inner membrane. Lineage: Eukaryota; Metazoa; Chordata; Actinopteri; Syngnathiformes; Syngnathidae. Gene Ontology annotation, cellular component: TIM22 mitochondrial import inner membrane insertion complex. Gene Ontology annotation, molecular function: transmembrane protein transporter activity. The record is from RefSeq and is a predicted model, not a curated record.